Trifolium pratense (red clover) is the source of this 1303-nucleotide messenger RNA. RefSeq names its product protein FATTY ACID EXPORT 3, chloroplastic-like. The transcript has 7 exons. Bases 185 to 940 code for a protein of 251 amino acids. The record is from RefSeq and is a predicted model, not a curated record. NCBI's taxonomy places the organism in Eukaryota, Viridiplantae, Streptophyta, Magnoliopsida, Fabales, Fabaceae. Gene Ontology annotation, cellular component: membrane.
GAAUGUCAUGCAUAUUAUCCAAAGAGCUCGCCUAUAAAUCAUCAAACUUCUGACAGAGGUCCCGAUCUCAUUUCAUAAACCCUUUCUUCUCUUUAAUUCUUUCUUCUUGGUUUGAUUUCUACUCUUUCCUCCACCCUCACCAAAAUUCUCGUUACCUUCACCAUCUUCAAUCUCUCUGUACUAAAUGACCUCCAUCAAUUUCACUAUCAAUUCAGUUUCUGCGUUAAACCCUAAACUCAAUCAUCAUAAUGCUCGUCACUCUCUUCUCCAUUCUCCAACCUUUCACCCAUUUCUCAAACAAAACCGCACUUUCAAACCCUCCCUUCAGAAACCGUUAACCGUCACUUUCGUUGCACCUCAACAUGACUCUGAUCAUGGUGAAGUUGAGGUGGAGAAGGGGAAUAUGUUGGAACAGUUGAAGAUACAGGUUGAUAAGGUAACUCAUGCUUUGGAUGCUGUGACAAAGAAAUUUAUUACCGAAGAAGGAAACGAGUCUUUUUCUUAUACCACCGCGAAGGAAAUUAUUGAGACUUUUAGCAUCCCUGUUGAUGAUCUCUUCAGCAAUGUUUCUGGAAUUCGGGACUUUUAUGUUGGUAUACCCUACGGUUACAUACUAUCUUGGGGUGGCUUCCUUUCCUUUAUGAUAACCGGAAGCAUUGCAGCAAUAAGGUUUGGGCUGGUUUUAGGUGGUGCCCUAUUAGCUUUAAGCAUUUUAAGUCUGAAAUCAUAUAGGAAAGGAAAGCCCUCUUUUCUAGCUUUGAUAGGCCAGACAGCAAUAGCAAGUAUCUUGUUUCUGCGGAAGAUCGGCUCAGUUGGCAGAGGAUCAACUUAUUUCACUGCCUUGAUCAGUGGCGCGGUAGUGGCAUUUUAUGUCUAUAGACUGGUUUUGGAUGGUAAAACACAAAAAGGUUCAAACUUGGAAGGUGAAGCAGGAAACUAGUUCAGUGAUAAGCGUCAAGUGGAUGAUCCGUGUGAUGAUCAGAUAAAAACUGAAGUUCUGCGUGAAGACAUAGUAGAUUUAGGUGAUUAUUUAUUUCUUUGAUAUUCACUGGCUGGAUGGUCAAGACUCGUUGCUGAUGGUGGUUAGGGUUACUGGUAAACGAUUAAUGGCAAUAUGCAUUAAUAUUUUUGGUAGCAGAACGUACUCCUGUGGUGAAAAGAACAAUGAGCACUGCUCCAUGAAUAUUCUUUUUGAAGUCAUGGAUGGAAAAAAAUCAGAGCAUGGGAAAUCUUGAUAUAGUACUCUAGUGUAUAACUAUGAUGAUUUUAUGAAUGAAAUCUAUUUUAGAUGGGAUUUUAUGAA